GAGUAAUUAAUGACAUUAUUUUCAUUUUUGAGUGAACUAACCCUUUAACCUUCAGAAAAUGAGUUUUGAAUCGCACUGGCUCUCUCACAAGAAGUGAAUCAUAGUUUCUCUCUGUUGCAAGGCAUGUGAUUGGCUGUUCACCACCGAUGUCACGGAUUCAUGUGCACGCGCUCCACAAACUCAGGAUCAAAGCCUGAGUUGACAAAGAAAGUUGAUGAUAAGCAUCAUGGUACCAACAAAGCCAGAUUGGAGUGGAGUGGAGUGGUUUGGUUUUGUCAACCCGAAAGUAAUCCUAUAACCCUGAGUUUGUUCAACUACCAUCAUGGCCCCAGGAGACUUGGAUGUAUCUUCAGCAGGAUUCUUUAAUGAGAACACGUGCUGUUGAUCGCUGCAGUCAUCAAGUCCAACUAAGGCAGUGUACAUUGUAGUUUGUGUACAUUGUAGUUUAUAUACAUUUUAGGGGACAGUGCUUAGAAAUGGAGACAAAGCACCUGGCUGAUGACCUUAAACAAAGCACGCAAAUGAAGUAUCCAGGUGUAGGAACCCGCCCCAGACUCUAGAGUGUCGCAAGUCCUAAUCCAAUCAGCAUAACUAUUCAAAGAAUGGGACAGGGGCUUCAAGAGCCAUUGAAGACAAAAGGUGAGAGUCUCAGCAUGGCUCAUUUGAUUUACAAUAAAGAGAACAGGAACGGGCAGAAACCUCUUGCUACAAAUUUUGCGUAAUAGAAUCCUUCGUGUGAUGUCAUUAUCUUUACCUUAAAAUUCUAAACGGAAUGUACUUCAUCUUAGUAUUUCAUGUGAUGUUAUGAUAGGACGUAGGACCAGCAGAUCUUAAACAGAUUCUUAAAUUUGUAAUCCCACAAAAUCCCACUGACCCUUGUGUUCCUCUGUGCUCUUCUACUCUUCUGAGUAAUAAUAUACCUUGCUAUGAAGUAAAAGUCUUUAUGAAUUGUAUGAUUCACUGUUAUGAGCAGGUAAGAGCAGGUAGAAGAACCAUGGGUGGGUGCCGAGAUGUGGAAGUGUGUGAAACACCUCCUCCACUCCUUCCCGCAUUCUUCUUGCAUGCUGUAGCCUGCAGGUUAGGAAAAAGAACCUUGAACUUUCAUUAAAAAUAAAGACAUGAAGAAAUUGGUGUGUUCAAAUAUAGGAAGGAGGAGGAGAAGGAGGAUGGUGGGGCGGAGUCAGUUUGAACAAUAUGUCAGAAGACUAGCAGUUUAGUAACAGAAAGAAGCAGUAGGACAAGUGUGCUUGAUUUUUAAAUAGCGUAUAUAAAAUUCACUUAAGGAAUUUAGGAUAAGCUAUGUGAAAGUUUAUCUGAGAAACAGGGGAAAGAAAUAAAGAGACCAACUCGGAGACCACACAACCUAACCAGGUCCAUCUGGUCACUUCAGGGAAAUACAUUUCAGCCAUUCGGAUCUAAUCAAGUGUAUUGUUCUCCUGACGCCUUCCUGAUGGGAUCACAAAAUGAGAGCGCCUCCAGCGACAACAUGACAAUCAAUGAGAGCAUUGUGGGUAACAAUGUUUCUGUUACCUUUGGGGCCCUCAUCCUCAGCAUCGUCUUCCUCCUGGGUGUUCCUGGCAACCUCUUCAUUAUCUGGAGCAUCCUGGCACGUGCCCGCAAACGCUCGGUCACGACCCUGCUCAUCCUAAACCUGGCGUGUGCAGACGGCUGUCUGAUGUGUCUGACGAUUUUCUUUAUAAUUUACCUAGCCAAGCAGAACUGGGUAUUUGGAGGUGUCAUGUGCAAGAUGCUUUUCUACUUGUGCAACACAAACAUGUACGCUUCUAUCAUGAUCAUAACGCUGAUGAGUCUACACAGACUAGUGGCAGUGGUGUGGCCCACAUACUUGAAAGCCUGUACUCGUAGACGGACGGUAUUACUUGUGCUCGGGGGCCUGUGGAUUGUCGUAUUUCUUUUGGCACUUCCUGCUUUGAUAUUCAGAAAAAAGAAGGACUAUAAGGAGGGACGCGCAUUGUGUGAAACUAAUCACAGCGGUCCACAGCAUGUGAUACUCCAGUACACACUUGAGACAGUGGUGGGCUUCCUGGUACCGUAUGUGAUCAUAGUCAGCAGUUAUGCGCGUAUCCUUCGCCGCCUGAGACAGACCAUGUUCAAGAGAAGGAUACGAAGCGAGAACCUCAUUCAAGCCAUCAUUGUGACGUUCUGCAUUUUUUGGCUUCCUUAUCACAUUAUUAAUAUAGUGCAAGUGGUGGCAGCACUGACACAAGAGGGACCAACCAAAAAAAGAUUGGAUAAUAUCUGGCACUCCAGUCGUGCAGUUACAUCCGCUCUGGCUUUUAUCAGUAGUUGUGCCAAUCCUAUCCUCUACACCUUUGCCGGACGCUCCUACAUCAAAGCUGACGGCCUGGCGUUCAUGGCCAGACUCUUUGAGGGCACGGUCCUGGACUAUGGUGCCCGAAAAAACCGUCAGACCAAAGACCAGACUACAAACCUCACGGAAUGCAGAACCAUUUGAAAGAAUCUCAGAAAGAAUCUUUUUGUUUUUUUUUUUGGAUAGUGUAGGGAAUAAACAUCAGGACAUGUACAGUAGUCAACAUUUGAAGUUCAAAGUUGUCCUAAAAACCAAAUUGUCCUAAGAAGAAGGUUUUAGGACAAC
This is a messenger RNA of Megalobrama amblycephala (Wuchang bream), 2617 nucleotides long. It is a transcript of the gene ltb4r2b, whose product is annotated as leukotriene B4 receptor 2b. Gene Ontology annotation, biological process: G protein-coupled receptor signaling pathway; immune response. The coding region runs from base 1451 to 2476 and encodes 341 amino acids. Gene Ontology annotation, molecular function: leukotriene receptor activity. The record is from RefSeq and is a predicted model, not a curated record. NCBI's taxonomy places the organism in Eukaryota, Metazoa, Chordata, Actinopteri, Cypriniformes, Xenocyprididae. Gene Ontology annotation, cellular component: membrane. The transcript is spliced from 5 exons.